Spinacia oleracea (spinach) is the source of this 895-nucleotide messenger RNA. RefSeq lists its product as uncharacterized. The annotation marks the transcript as partial. The record is from RefSeq and is a predicted model, not a curated record. The transcript has 3 exons. Lineage: Eukaryota; Viridiplantae; Streptophyta; Magnoliopsida; Caryophyllales; Amaranthaceae.
AUCAUGGGUCCCCCACUCUAUUGGCAAGGCAUUGCUGCUUUUACUCACUCUUCUUCUUCUUCUUCUUCUUGCCCUCCUUGCCUUUGUGAUUGCUCUUCCUCCUACCCUUUUUUCUCCCUCCCUCAAGGACUGAACCAAUCAUUUACAGAUUGUAUGAAGCAUGAUCCUGAUGUUAGUGAAGAGAUGGAGAAGCACUUUGCAGAUCUCGUGGCAGAUGAGCUAAGACAAAAAGAGGCGGACGCCUUAGAAAACCGGAGAAGAUCUGAAAUGGGAUUGUUAGAAGCUAAGAAGAUCGCUUCUCAGUAUCAAAAGGAAGCUGACAAAUGCAACUCUGGUAUGGAAACUUGUGAGGAAGCUAGAGAAAGAUCCGAACAAGCUUUAGAAGCGCAGAGAAGGAUAACGGUAAUGUGGGAGCAAAGGGCGCGCCAGAAAGGAUGGAACCAAACUGUUGCAAUUAGGAGAAGAGCGAGCCAAAAGAAAUGCGAAAAUGAUAAAGGUCGCAACAUGCGACCUUUAAGCCGUGUCACAACGAUGACAUGGCAUGUUUAUGUGUCAUGAUUUAAACUGGAAACUAAAAUAUUUAAUUUAUAUAUUCUAUUUUAAAUAUUUCAAAAAAAGCUAGGAAAAUCUUAAUAUUCUAAUUAAUUUCCUUAUUUAUACCGACUACCUUAUUUACAUAUUUUCAUAGUAAAAAUAUUGCAUUGAUAGUAAAAAUAUUAUGAUGACUCUUAGCCUACGUGUCGCCUAUAUGUACCAAUUAAACUGCGACACGUAAGAUUGCGAUAACAAAAUGUUGUCGCAACUUGCGACCUUUAUCAUCAUCCAAAGAAAUGAUUAGUUGAAAUUCAGAGCACCAUUUUUGAUAUAUUUAGGAAAAACAAUUCAUGUAUUCAUC